AUGUUUUUUAAUUAAAGGUUUUUAGUUGGAGACAGAAAAAGCGUCAGAUUUCAUGGCGGCAAGGGCUUCUAGGAAUUAUAUUAAAAAUUUAUUAUAUCAAAAUUCAAGAAUCGGAGCUUUUGGAGGUGGAGGUGGAGGAGGAGCAUUAGGAGCUGUUAGACAUUCAAGUUCUGUUCCUAAAGUUUGUCCCAGAAUUCUUCAGUUUUCAAAGAAAGGAAGAAUCUUUACAGCAGCCUUUUUAGGCAUAGUUAUUUCUGGAGGAGCUUAUGUGAGUACUGCGGAUGAGGCAACUUCGAGUGGGUGGUUAUCUUCAGCAACAAAGCUUGUGAAUCCAUUCUUUGCCUACCUCAAUGCUGAGACUGCUCAUUGUUUAGCUGUUGCAGCAGCAGCUCGUGGUUGGGUCCCAAGAGAGAAGAGGCCGGACCCAUCCAUAUUGGGGAUGGAAGUAUGGGGUCGGAGGAUUUCAAACCCUAUCGAUCUUUCUGCUGGUUUUGAUAAAAAUGCGGAGGCAGUUGAAGGUUUAUUAGGGAAGGGUUUUGGAUUCGUAGAGAUUGGGUCCAGUGACGAAGUCCUACAUGGAGGAAAAGCAGGUCCAGACAUUCUGGAUGUCAAUCUUGGGAAGAAUAAGACUAGUGAAGAUGCUGCUGCUGAUUAUGUUAAAGGAGUUCACGCUUCGUCCCAGUAUGCCGACUACUUGGUUAUCAGCAUUUCAUCACCAGAUACUCCAGGGUUGCGUAAGCUUCAAGGAAAAGAACAACUUAAGGAUUUUGUUGAAAAGGUACAAGCUGCUCGCGAUGGAAUGUGAUGGGGGGAGGAAGGCCCUCCUCCGCUGCUUGUGGAAAUUGAUCCGUACUUGUCCAAGCUAGAUCUCGAAGAUAUUGCAGCGAUGCGCAGCCUACUAUGACCUCGGAUGCUCAUGUAUUUUGUUUUUUAAUAUAAUUCACCAGUAGUAUCUUUUUAUGGUUUGAUCAUUUUAUUUCAGGUUGCUUUGACACUCCGCUUGGAUGGAUUGAUCGUAACUAAUUCAACCAUUGCAAGACCAGAUCCAGCAAGUGAGAAUCCAGACUAUCCAGUUUGUGAAGAAACUGGUGAUUUAAGUGGGAAACCCGUAUACAUCCUGUCAACCAACGUGCUCGGUUACUUGUGUUUCUUGACAAGGGGAAAGGUUCCUCUUUAUGGUUGUGGAGGAAUUAGCAAACAUCAGGCCAUUGAUAUGUUUCCAUACUACAACAAACUCAAGCAUGAACAGCACUACCAAUAUCAUCCAUGUGAUUGCCUUUCUGGAUCUGCUUGCUCCCGUCCAUGCAAUUGCCCUUCUGGAUCUGCAUGCUCCCGCAAUUUGCCAGACGGUGCCAGAACCUGAUUUAGCAUUAUGUUGACCCGGCUAAAGGUAAUAAACCGGUGAAAAGAAAGUGAAAAAAGAAAGGAGAAAUUAGGCUCAGGUCAAAAAAGAAGAUCAUCCUGCCAUGCCUCCCAAAUUUCUCUAGUAAAUAUAAUUUUUUCAUUUCUUUUUAUUCAACAAAUAUGGAUAAAGGAGAUGUUUUUGCUGUUACCGAAAUUCUUCUUGAAUGGAUAGAUCUUCUUAACUACUGUUACAAGAUUCAAAAGCUAAUCACUGGAACUCCCUUGCAGACAUCAGGCCAUUGAUAUGUUUCCAUACCACAAACAGCAAACGCAAGCAUGAGCAGCACUACCAACAUCGUCCAUGCAAUUGCGCUUCUGCAUGCAACCGGCGUCCAUGCUGUUGUCCUUGUCUUGUAAAAUAGGUAAUGUUAAAGAUCUCAUUCGGUGUUCUGAGAAUGAUUCGUUCUGAUUUUCUGUAACUUUCAUCCUAGAUCUUGUUCAGCAAUAACAAGUUC
Messenger RNA from Papaver somniferum (opium poppy), 1859 nucleotides. Its product is annotated as dihydroorotate dehydrogenase (quinone), mitochondrial-like. NCBI's taxonomy places the organism in Eukaryota, Viridiplantae, Streptophyta, Magnoliopsida, Ranunculales, Papaveraceae. Gene Ontology annotation, biological process: pyrimidine ribonucleotide biosynthetic process; 'de novo' pyrimidine nucleobase biosynthetic process. Gene Ontology annotation, cellular component: cytoplasm; mitochondrial inner membrane. The record is from RefSeq and is a predicted model, not a curated record. The transcript is spliced from 8 exons. Gene Ontology annotation, molecular function: dihydroorotate dehydrogenase activity. The coding region runs from base 53 to 805 and encodes 250 amino acids.